UUUCACAUAUACGAUUUAAUUUAAUUACACCAUCUGUUUUACAUGUCUUUUCAGCCACAUGAUCUUAUUUUUUGCUACAGAUGAGAUUAAAGGGCUGAUAGCGAUUUUUUGAUGUCCGGAUAAAUUUAUAGUGAACCAGCCCAGAAAAAGAUACAGCUGUAAAUUUUGUUACUGAGAAAAAAGUCGUCACAGGAAGGGAGGACCCUUAACCAUCUAAUUACGAUUAUACUUAGGACUUUAAUUUUCUUUUAUGUAGGUAUAGAAUUACAUAUUUAGGUACACCUGCCCACUCCCAACCGUAAACACAGUUGUCCUCAGUAUCCUCCAAAGAUCAAUUAAUUAAAAGACCAGUUACGAUUGCCAUAGAUGUUACUGACCUCCGCACGCAUCUCAGGCCGUGUAACAGUCUAGAGGUUGAAUUUCAAACAAUCCUUCCUUUUUUAGUGAUGAUCUACAACAUUAGAACAAUACGUUAAGCUCCAUGCCUAAAGGGUCCUUAUGCUGCAUGUGCAUAAAGAGCCUUUAGGCAUGGAACUUACUUGUAUGGAAUAAUUGUAAACAAUCAUACAUAAUAAUCAUACACUUGCACAUUAGCUUCUCCUAUAGGGAAAUGUGUCAUCCUUCACUUGUUUUCAAUGUACCUAAGUAAAUAAAAUAACUAAUUCUGACUUAGUAAGUUGAGUUCUAGGUACGUGAGCUACGUCGCGGAUGUCACCCAAAACAGGUUGAGCCCUACGUCACAAUAAGGCUUAAAAUACUCAAAACUUCAAUUAUUCAUACUAUUGGGAAAACCCUGAAGCUCGGAUUAGGGAUCCGCCGAGGUCCAGCCGUGGCGCCGUGACUAAGCGGCGCGGCACAAGCUCCAACUCUGAUAAAUACAGUCAAACGAGUCCGACGUACCGCCAGUGAGCAGUGCAGUGUCCGAGGUUUGGCGAGACGACCGCUCGCGUCAGGCCACUUCAAUAACAAACAACAUGUUUAUAUCAUUUAUAACCCGAACUUGCUUACUUCUCGCCGUCCUCGAAUCGGCGACGACACAGAACGACCAAGGAUCCAAAACAUGCAAGAUAAGUGACGAUAUAGAAGGAGAGUGUAUUUUGCUACAAAAAUGUCCUCGAGCAUUGGAUUUGCUAAAGUUAAAUGACAUUAAAUCUUUAAGGAAUCUCACUUGUGGAUAUGAUAAGCUGGAUGCAAAGGUAUGCUGCGUCACGAACAAAACAGACGGAAUAUCUAUCACCUUCAAUACGACUAAAGACACCGCCACUAGUAGACCUGAAGGCAGUAUAUCGGUUACUGUUAAAGUGCCACCAGAUCCGGUAGCUACCUUCCCUCCUAGCACUCCUCCAACCGAGGCACAUACAUCUAAAGUAGUUUACUCCACUACAUUCGUUCCAAGCACAACACAUAAACAGAAGAAAACAAAUGCGCCUCAUCAUAACAAUGAAUUUAAUGUGCCAACACUACCAUCAUCUUCGGCUUUCGCUUUUCGCCCGCCAACACCACCUACGCGACCACCGUCCAAUCUACAGUCGCAAGAAGUACCUUCCAUGCUUGAAAUAGCUAGUGAAACCAUACCAACAUUUGACAAUCCGCUUGGAAUCGACACAAACAUCCCAGCCCGAUUUCCACUUGAAGAACCAGACAACAGUAAAGUUGGGUCGUGGCUAUCAGAAGGUUCCGAUGGUGUAACCGAGCAAAUGGAUCGUUUUCCUGUAUUGCAGCAUGCCGUCAAUCUACCAAGUCGGAAUGAGUGUGGACUGCUCUCUACUACUGACAGAAUCUUUGGUGGACAAGUGGCAGGACUUGAAGAGCUACCAUGGCUGGCUCGUAUCAAGUAUCUAUUGAGGUCGAAAGAGAUCUACGCGUGCCAUGCGUCCCUGAUUACUGACCGUUUUCUGAUUACUGCUGCGCACUGUGUAGUCGAUCAGCAAAUAAUAGACGUUCGUCUGGGUGACUGGGAUGCUGAGACAGAAAUUGACUGCAUUCAGGAAGACUGCAACGAUCCUCCCGUGGACGUCAAAGUCGAUGCAAAGUUCAUACACCCUUCGUAUCAUAGACAAACACUAGUUGGAGACAUAGCCUUACUGCGGCUGGCACAUCCGGUCAACUUUACAGAGUUUAUCCGGCCAGUGUGCUUACCGACUACAGAAUACAUAGCACGAAUAGAUUAUGAUCCCGAUAGUGAAUACUUAACUGGUGGCUGGGGAAAAACAGAGUUUGAAACAAGAUCUGCAAUUAAAAGAAAAAUCCGACUGACGGCUGUACCGAUACCCACAUGCAGAGCAGCAAUCCGACGGAUGUCUGACCAGCUAGCCGCCAGCUCCAUCUGCGCCGGCGGGAGGAAAGGCGAGGACAGCUGCUCCGGAGACUCUGGCAGCUCCCUCGUCCGGCUGGCAAGCGAGAACCGCCGUUUUAACUGGUUCCUCUUUGGGGUAACCAGCUUCGGAUCGUCUAAAUGCGGCUCUGAAGGAAUACCGGGCAUCUAUUCGCGGGUAACAUAUUAUAUGGAUUGGAUUUUGAGUAUUCUGGCAUUGUAAAAGAGAAUAGAUUAAUUAUUUAUACGUAAAGGAUGAACGUGAAAGUGAAAACACCACGUAAAUACGUAGGUAUGGAUGUUGAUGUAAUUUUGCCAUACUACCAUCUUAAAGUAAGUUAAAUAGGUAACUAUGAUAAGUUUUAACCCUUUGAACGUCAUGCCUGUCGUGUGCGGCGCGGCGCGUGAUCGUGAACCUUGUCGGAAUGCACAAAGGUUGAUAUAAUGGCUGCAGCCGCGUGCGUCAGUUGACGUCUUUGGCGAUCAAAGGGUUAAAGGAAUACUUGUAACUAGUGAGAUACUUGUCAACCUAGUACAGUACACUUGCUGUUAUUCAUUCAGAUCGUAAGUGUACAAUGACUCAAUGAGAUAUUAAAUAAAAUAAUUUAAUGAUU
This is a messenger RNA of Cydia pomonella (codling moth), 2928 nucleotides long. Its product is annotated as CLIP domain-containing serine protease HP8-like. The transcript is spliced from 7 exons. Bases 975 to 2537 code for a protein of 520 amino acids. NCBI's taxonomy places the organism in Eukaryota, Metazoa, Arthropoda, Insecta, Lepidoptera, Tortricidae. Gene Ontology annotation, molecular function: serine-type endopeptidase activity. Gene Ontology annotation, biological process: proteolysis. The record is from RefSeq and is a predicted model, not a curated record.